Messenger RNA from Penicillium samsonianum, 1491 nucleotides. RefSeq names its product MT-A70 family. Gene Ontology annotation, molecular function: nucleic acid binding; methyltransferase activity. The transcript has a single exon. The record is from RefSeq and is a predicted model, not a curated record. Lineage: Eukaryota; Fungi; Ascomycota; Eurotiomycetes; Eurotiales; Aspergillaceae. Gene Ontology annotation, cellular component: nucleus; RNA N6-methyladenosine methyltransferase complex. Bases 1 to 1491 code for a protein of 496 amino acids.
AUGAGCAAUACUACUCAAGAGGAGACUGCAAUUCUCUUCCAGGACACAAAUAUAUAUCUCCUCGACAUCCCGCAUUCCAUUGCGCUCGCGCAAGAAGGGAGGGCAACACCACACCAACAACCAGCCCCAGAAUCAAGUCCAGGAACAGAAAAGAACACACACAGGAAGAUACUGAACCUACUUUCAUGCUCACCUAUAAAAGAGCCAUUCCCUUCUACCGAGCCCAAAAAACCAGCUGCUCUCGCGAAGGUCCUCGACACCAUUCCUAUCUCCGAGAGGCGGUUCCACUCGGAACUGAUACUGCCACUCGUGAGGGAUUCUCUCGAAACUAUCAAGGCUGGGUUUUCCCGUGAUCGCCGAUGGUGUGAGGCUCGAGCUGUGCCUAGUGAUACUGAAUCUCAUAGUAGAGCGCCGAAUCAGCAUCCACGGAAGCGGCGGAGGGGAAACGAUUAUACGUGCUUAGAGUCUGCACCGGACGACCAUGUUUCGACAAAAAAUGACCCACCAAUGAUUCUAUCGACUACCUCGCCCAAUGACUUCGAAUCUUUAUCAGAUCUUGCAAUUGUCAAGAAUCCAUCACCAGAGCCCGCAAUCAUCAGGGUUGGAAGCUGGCAGGGUGAUGAAUCGAAUUCUCCGUGUGAAUACAUGGUCCCACCUAAGUCGAGCUUUGUGCUUUGUACACUGCCUCUAUUCCAAACUGAAGUCGACCGUCCAUCUACAUCAAAUAACUAUCCUAUCCCCGGACUCCCGGAGCACCAAAAGUUCAAUCUCAUCCUCAUGGACCCGCCCUGGCCAAACAAAUCCGUGCGACGCAGCAGACACUACCAAACACAUCACUAUUCCGAGAUGGAUAUGCUUACCGAAGGAUUACGAGAUAUACUCCGUGUACACUCGCACGACCCCACAACAAGACAGGGGCUACGUCCAUCAGAAUCUCACACCGGCUCCCCAAUCCAAAGCGAACAGUCUAUAGCUGCUAUAUGGAUCACGAAUGCGGAAAAAGCCCGACGAGCAGCAUACAAGGCCUUGAGCGGGGCUGGCUUUUGCAUCUGCGAGGAAUGGAUCUGGGUCAAGACUACGUGGGACGGACAACCGAUCUCAGCACUGGACGGUCUCUGGCGAAAACCGUAUGAGAUCCUUGUCAUUGGCCGCAAGAGUGGCCUUAAUGUCAAUGUCAACGUCAACGCUAACGCCAAUAACGCACCACCCCUGUCUCAAAUGGAUGACCUGACGCGCAUGAGUGAGGCUAUUACCACGAGACGGGUCAUCGCUGCGGUUCCAGACUUGCAUUCUCGUAAACCAAGCCUGAAAUCUAUUUUUGAGAAAGUGUUUUUCACCGAGGCUGGUCAACUCCAGGAGUAUUCUGCCCUCGAGGUGUUUGCACGCAACUUGACGGCUGGUUGGUGGGCUGCUGGUAAUGAAGUCCUCCGGUUCAAUGCCAGUGAGUGCUGGGUUGAUAAUAGGAGGCAGAGGGAUACAGACUAUGCAUGA